UCUCCAUUUAAAACAAAUUUAAAUGAUUCGAAGAAACUAAAAAUAUAAAAUUUUCAAAAAAAGGAAGUGUUUGUGUUUUUAAAUAAAUACAAAUAAACAAAAAAUUUAUAAGAUUUAUCCUAGUGCUACUAAUUAAAAGAUGUUAUACCCUCAAUAUCAAAGGCUGAUGAAGUUGUGUAUGCUAUGUAGUGUAAUGAUUAUUCUCCCAUGCGGCACAACUUCCUAUUCUGCAGUAUUUGGUACAACACGUUACGGCCGUUCAUCGAUACCUUCACACCGAACAGCAACUUCAACGCAAUGGAUACCUGCAUCGUAUGGACUUCCACUAGCAAAUUAUAAAGCACCCCGUGUUUCUAGCCAAAUACCAGCAAAUUAUCCUGGUUUUUACUAUGAACCUUUUUAUAAUCCAUAUCCACAAGAUUACUUUGAUGAAUAUUUUUACCCACAACAAGACCCUUUAGCAUAUCCCUUAUACUAUGCUCCAACUAGAAAUUCCAAAUACGAACCAUAUCAAACUUUUCCAUAUUUUUAUGAUGAUCGAAGAAUGAGACAACCAAUUCCUUAUGAAUUAUAUAAUUCAGAUGAAGAUUCGUACCCAAUGGCUGAUAUACAAGAUCGAAUGCUACAAGAUGAUCCAAAAGAUUUUGAUAAUGAUGUUUUGGAUCAAGAUGAUUGGUAUGAGAAUGAUUUGAGAGAACAACAGCCCGAUAUUAAUAAUGAUAAUGCUAAUUCAGCAUUUUUACACAAUUUAAUAUUAUCACAAAUGUACAAUGACGCACUUAAAAAACAAAAUAAGUGGAAAACUAAUGGCCUAGAUCAAGUAACCACCGAUGCCGAAGAAAAUAACGAUUAUUAUGAUAAAUCGGAAGAUGAUACAUGGCCUGAUAAUGAAUACCAAUCAACAAAAAAUCAAAAUUUUGAUGAAAAAAAUGAAGACGCACUAAAAACACUUGAAAAUUAUCAAUCCAAAUAUAGUAAUGACAUCAAGAGAUUGCGAAAAUAUGGUGAUGAAAAACCAGAUAAAAAACAAAAAUCAACUUUAAGUAUGGAUCCAAACGAUACUAAUAUGUGGAUUAAUUGGUAUAAUAAACGCAAUUUAAAUACAGAAAAAAUUAACAAAAAACAAGAGACUCCAAAUCACGGACUUUGGUCACCAAUUCAUAAGAAAUUAACAUUUUCUGAUCGUAAAAAUAUUCAUAGUAUACAAACAGUAAUGCCUAAAGAAGUUUCAACAACACUAAAUCCUAUUACAUCAACGACAAUUACCAGUACGAGUGUGCCAAUUACGUCAAGUCAUUUAAAAUUGAAUGCUCCAAAUAAUAAGAAGACUGGACAGAAAGAGUUUGUACUUUUAAGGCCUGCAACACCUGUUCGACAUCCAUUUACUGAGCCUAUUUUAGAGUUAUUAGCACAACAAAAAAAUCAAAAUGAUGUUAAAAGAUCACCGUCUGUUUAUAAUACAAUUAAGCAACUUCUAAACAUGGAAGAUAAUUUUAAAGAGGAUGAGGCUGUUUUCAAUCAUAAUUCCAACCACAAAAACUUAAAAAAAAGAUAUGUAACAAGUGAGAAUACUUUAGUAAACGAAUUAAAAGAACUGAAAAAGACAUCAUAUUAAAUAUAAAAAAAAAAUUAUGUUAAAAAAUAAAU
Chrysoperla carnea is the source of this 1647-nucleotide messenger RNA. RefSeq lists its product as uncharacterized. The coding region runs from base 140 to 1615 and encodes 491 amino acids. The record is from RefSeq and is a predicted model, not a curated record. Lineage: Eukaryota; Metazoa; Arthropoda; Insecta; Neuroptera; Chrysopidae. The transcript has 3 exons.